Penicillium chermesinum is the source of this 1185-nucleotide messenger RNA. RefSeq names its product Fic family protein. The record is from RefSeq and is a predicted model, not a curated record. The coding region runs from base 1 to 1185 and encodes 394 amino acids. The transcript has a single exon. Lineage: Eukaryota; Fungi; Ascomycota; Eurotiomycetes; Eurotiales; Aspergillaceae.
AUGCCGUCACCAACCAAGCGUUAUAAGCAGAAUCGUCCUAGCCUCGAAGGAGUAUUUGAAGGCCUCAAAAUUGCACCAACGUCUUCAGAUCCUGGAGCCACUCAAAGUAUCAACCUAGGAAGAUCACUUCACAAAAUGAUGAAGUCCUCUCUCCGCCUUGGUCAUGGAACGGUGUCUCGCUCCGUCCGUGGCGUCGAGACGAAAUUUACAAUCACCCAGGAUGACAUUUACGACUACAAGAUUGCACACAAAGAUUUCGAUCCCGAUCUUGUGUUCCCUGAGAUGGUCAAACUCGGACAUCAACUUCAAGACCUCCUCCACGCUCGCCUCAAUCCUGAACAAGAAGCCGCCUUUGAGAACCACAUCUUGCAAUGCCUCACCCGCAUGGUAUAUGGUUCAAAUAUGAUCGAAAAUGCCGGUGCUGGGCUUGAAGUUACCUGGAACCUGUGCAUGAGAAUUUUUCAAGGUGACCAGGUUCCUGAAGAUAUCGGAGAGCGGGAUGAGGACUACCAGCGCAUCAAGGAAGAGCGCCUGCGCGCUAUGCUUCCCACAAAUUCCACAGCGAUCCUGCGCAGUCGCCGUGAGAUUGUCCAACACGCCAAAGCAGCUACGCACAUGAUUACACAACUCUGCCUCCAGGGCCGGGAACUUUCAGAGGAGCUCAUUAUGGAAACGCAUCGCAUCCUGACUUACAAAGUCGACGCUGAAAGCGCAGCAUGGACACAGUAUAGUGGUGUCUACCGUUCCGUGGAUGUCUGCGCAGGCUUCAAUACAUUUGCAAGUCCCGGCAGCAUUCCAUCCAAGAUGAAGGACAUGGUCCGCCAACUACACAACGACAUCGGCCAGGCUAUGAAUUCUGGUUUUCUUGACCCUAUCGCACUUGCCGCCAAGUAUACCCAUAUGUUCGUCAACAUUCAUCCUUUUCUGGACGGAAACGGUCGUAUGUGUCGCCUGAUAUUGAACUCUAUGCUUCUAAAAUUCGGUAGUUUCAUUGUCUGUCUUGGGGAAUAUGGGCCAGACCGGAGUGCUUACCUUGAGGUCGCAUCUGCUGCGUCUCAACUCGAGGCUACUUACGAUGGACGUGAGGAGGAGGAGAAGCCUGUAAUGCACAAGGAACUGGCCAGUCUAAUCUUGUCUCAUGCUAAGACUGGCCUGAAGAAGCUGAUUAAAGCGAUUGAGAACUAA